GUGACACCAUCUCUUCGUGAUCCAUAGAGUUAUUGAACUAUGCAGUGCAUGCUUCAAGGAUCGUUAACGUUAACCAAAAUAAAUUGGGAUUCAUAAUCAGGCAAUGGAUAGCAUUGCACUAGCUUGUGUUGUUGCGGAAGAGGAAACAAAUGCUUUGAGAAAACUUCGAAACAACCUUAGGAAGAAGACAAAUGUGAUGGAGCUGCCUGAUGCAGAGUUUAUGAAGAACUUCCGCUUGAAUAAAGAAGCAUUCGAAUACGUUCUUCACGAAAUCGAAGAAGAGUUACCACCGAGUAAACACGGUGGACUUUCAGCGAGGGAUAAACUAAUUGCCUGUCUCCGGUUUUUUGCGGAGGGCAGUUAUCAACACGGUGCUGGCAAAGAUUAUGACAUCGCGAUAGCACAACCUACAUUCUCUAAGGUCCUCGGUCAAAUGCUUGUCAUUUUAGAGAGAAAAAUCUGUCCAAAAUGGAUUACAUUGGUCAUGUCGGAUGAAGAGAUGCGAGAAGCGAAACUUUACUUCUAUCGAAAGUCAACUAUUCCAGGUAUCAUCAUGUGCGUGGAUGGUACGCAUGUUAAAAUAAUUCCUCCAAAGAAAAAUCGUAAUCUGUUUUACAAUAGAAAAGGAUUUUACAGUUUGAAUGUUUUGAUUGUGAUGCAGGGUAUCCAUCUGAACCAUGGUUGUUGACACCAUACAGAGCUGCCAAUGAAGGAAGUCCAGAAAGUGAAUUCAACCAAAAGCAUAGCAGAGCACGUGGAAUAGUUGAAAGAACGAUAGGAGUGUUAAAGAACCGAUUUAGAUGUAUAUU
Molecule: messenger RNA, 809 nt
Organism: Ochlerotatus camptorhynchus
Lineage: Eukaryota; Metazoa; Arthropoda; Insecta; Diptera; Culicidae
Product: putative nuclease HARBI1
Exons: 4
Coding region: 104-688 (194 amino acids)
Source: RefSeq, a predicted model, not a curated record